This is a messenger RNA of Aphanomyces invadans, 1364 nucleotides long. RefSeq lists its product as hypothetical. The coding region runs from base 18 to 1340 and encodes 440 amino acids. The transcript has a single exon. NCBI's taxonomy places the organism in Eukaryota, Oomycota, Saprolegniomycetes, Saprolegniales, Verrucalvaceae. The record is from RefSeq and is a predicted model, not a curated record.
UUCUAGAAAUCCUCGAGAUGGGAUUGUUCUGUCGACCGACAUGGGGCCGCGUCGCCCUGCUCGUGGUGGUGCUCCUCGUCUGCACCGACUGCAUUGACGCAGCUGCAAAGAAGGCGAAAGACUACUACAAGAUCCUUGGGGUGCCUAAGAACUUCAACGACCGACAACUCAAGAAGGCAUACCGAAAGCUGGCGCUGCAGUAUCACCCCGACAAAGUCGAAGAGAGCGAACGCGAAAAGGCGCAAGAAAAGUUUGUCGAGAUUUCCCAAGCGUACGAAGUGCUGUCUGACCCGAAGAAGCGGGAAGAGUACGACUUGUAUGGCGCGGACGGCCCUGAUGGCGGCGGACACGGCGGUGGACACUCCGGCGGUCCACAUUUCCAUCAUCAAGGUGGUGGUGGACCGGGGUUUGAUCCUUUUGAAAUGUUUAACCAUUUUUUUGGUCAACAAGCCCGUGGCGGAAAUGGACAGCACCGAGGCGGCCACCAAGAGUUUCACUUCAGCGGUAUGGACGGGUUUGGCCAACCGCGCCAACAACAGCAACCUCAGCCGCUGUACCCAAAGGGUUCCUCCAUUAUCACGAACUUAACACCAAAGAAGUUUCCCGGCAUACCAAGUGCCAAAAACGAAUGGCUCGUCCAGUUUUACAGCCCCACCGACAAGAAGAGUGUCAAAUUCAAGGACAAGUUAGUCAGCAUCGCAAACGACCUGAACGGCCGCGUCAAAGUCGGUGCCGUCGACUGUGAUAAAUAUCAAUCGUUUUGCCAAGAAUUUGGCGUCGAGACGUUGCCAAGCUUUGUCCACGUGUGGCAAACGAAUGUAUCACCCCUGUAUGAAGGCCCGCUGGAAGAAUAUGGCGUGUACAACUUUGCGUUUGAAAAGUACGCCGCGCGGUAUCGCGCCAAACGCGAAGCGGGCGAAGUCGACGAAUUGCACGGCGGCAACCAAGCCAAACUUUGCAACCUCGGCAAGAACGCCGACACGUCAGUGUCAUCGUCAUUGUGCGCAGUGUUUGUGUUACCCAAGUCCGCGAAACGUGAGCAGUGGAUGCAAAAGGUUCGCGACGUGGCCAAGGUCUUCCGAACAGAUCACCGCGUGACCGUGGUGUGGGUCGACGAACCGAAUCAAGCCAAGGCCCUGCGGCCAUUACAGUCGCUCAUACCAGACAAGAACGAACCAAAGUUGCUCCUGCUGCGGCGAAAAGCGGGAGGAAAGCUGCGAGCCGCCGCGCAUCGCUCCGCAUUUGACUCAAACGAUCUCAUCGCGACCAUUGAAAAAGCACUGGGCGGGGACCUGGCCCUCACCAACGUCGAGAAUCCGCACGUUGUCGACUUCAAAUAAUCUAAUAGACUUUAUUCAUUUGAA